AUGGCGUCGUCCAAGGUACGUGUCACAACUCGGCCUCUGUGGAAAUUCCUCGACCCCGUCCGCGUCAACGCCCCGAUCCUCAGUAUCCUCUCCUAUCCUCCUCGGUCUCCGAUUCACUCGGCGAUGAUGCAAUCCCAUGCUCGAGCCGGUUCGCAGUCCCUCCUCUUGGGGCCGGGCCCCUUACAUUCGAACAACCGAGUUACACGACGAAAGUCUAUGAAUAACGGCGCUGCCAAUGUGGCGGCGUUAACCGCGGCCAUUAAGGAUGUCGGCGAUGUCUCCGCCUCCCUUCCGAGCGGCGGCUUCGCUCGACGGCACACCGUGUCGAAGGGAGCCAUCGGGAGGACCACCCAAACUAGCUUACUCACGAGCCGGUUGCUAGCCGAUCGAAACGGCGAGAUACCCGAAAAUGCCAUCGACGACGACCCAGCCGACGCGUCAUCCGACCAGGCUGCCUCUGCCGCGCAAAACGCCCGUGUUCGACGUGCGAGCGACGGCCAGCCUCUCACCAAGGACGGCCGAAAGAGCAGCAGGACAGAGCUCCGUUGCGAAAAAUGUGGAAAGGGCUACAAACAUAGCAGUUGCCUGACCAAACACUUAUGGGAGCAUACUCCGGAGUGGACUUACACCUCCAAGUUGCUCAUCUCUAAGCACCAGCAAGUACAGCUUCUCGAGGCUGCCAGCGUGCUCGUGGCUAUGAACAACGCGCCGGAGGACGAGCCUAUGUCGACGACCAUUGUCAACGUCUCUACGCCGCCUGAUUCGGCACGGGGCUUCCCUAGCGAUAACGAAUCGGCGUCGCCCGCGGCUUCGGGAUACUCGGAACAAAACGACCGGCAGAGCUCGGCGGAUACCACUCCGCCGCCCCAGCAAGAAUUGUUCGGGCAGAGCAUCCCUGGCUACCGCCAUCUAUCAAAGAGGUAUAGCAGCGGCGGCUUUUCUCGAUCGUACCAGUCCACACCAAUAUCGGGCGUGGUGGGAAGCGCACCCAACGGUCCUUUGGUGGCUUUGGACAUGCGCGUCAGCAGAGCCAGGACCGUCGACCUCCGUCAUCGGCAACAGCGGCAACCGGACGGUCACCCUGCCCUUGGACGCACCUCCGGUACCACCUCUGCCUGCGCGUUACCUCGACCAGGCGGCGUCACUAUCGAGCGCAGGCUUUCUCAACAGCUUCCCCAGCAGGCAGCCCGAGAGCUUCACCCGAGGGAGCUCCGACGGGUGGAUGUCAAGAUGGAGGAUAGUGCCGACAGUGACAUGGCGGAAGAUGACGAAGAUAUGCAGUCGAGGGCGAGAAGCGACGAGGAGGAAGACGGCGUCUUCGGACUGAUGGUUAUCUGA
Molecule: messenger RNA, 1338 nt
Organism: Parascedosporium putredinis
Lineage: Eukaryota; Fungi; Ascomycota; Sordariomycetes; Microascales; Microascaceae
Source: the annotation of a GenBank genome assembly